CCUGGAUUAGCCUCCUCUGAUUUCGGCAUGGCUCUCUCUGAAUCCUGGUUCCAGGGACACACAUUUGAAUAAAAGGAAGGAGUAGCUAGGUUAACAAAAUGGAUGUGUAUAUAAAACAGCUUACAAUGCUCAUCUAAGUCUUACAAUCCCACCAAGACUGACCAAAUAAAAAAAAGGCUUAUCUUUUACAAAUACAUCCAUUAUUCAUAUCCCAGAACUGAUAUUCUAUUCAAAUAUAGAUAUCUCCUUCCCAUAUUUUACAUGUUUAUCUUCUUGUAUAAGUUAACUGCACAUCUGUUCUCUUCUUCUCUACAUCCCCCUCCACUGGAUCUCAACAAAUCACACAUGCUCUAACAGACAAUCAAGAAGAAAUUACAGAAAGAUAUCCAGAAGAAGCUUGAUCCGAUCACGUCUUCCCUAGCAGAGCUGAAGGUGCAUCGAUUUUAGAACUGACGAUAAGGAUCUUGUAAUUCAGAUACUUAUGGAUUACUUGGACUGGGAAUGCUCACCGAUCAUAACAAACAUAUCGUCUUCAUGGAGCAAUCAAGAACAUGAAGUUGCAGAGGCUUUCACUGCUGAAUCCGGUUGUGCUUAUAAUGGUCUUGAAAAAAACGUCGACGAUAUGAUAUUCAAUCCAAUCCAACAGCUCAACAGAAUUUCUUAUGUCACUGAGGCGCCAGUAUCUCAAUCUCAUCAUCUCCAAUACUAUUCAAAUCCUGAAAAUAUACUCAACCAAGUGGUUCAGCAUUUAGCACCGCCAAUUGAUUCAAUCAUUGUUUCUUCGAAUCCAAAUUAUCCACAAAGCCAAGCAGAAGCUGUCAGUACUUUCUCCCAAGGCCGCCCUGCGUUGUGUUCUGUAAAAAGGCCUCAUAGUGUAAUGAUGGAUAACACAUUGAGUGGCCUAAUGGCUGAUAUUGGCAUGCCAUACAAAGACGGUAAUGCUUUUAAGGCCAUCGCUUCCACCAACGUUGCCUCUCUCGAGUCUCUGGAUUGCUUACUAUCUGCCACAAACAGCAAUACUAGCACUUCCAUUGAAGACGAGGGCGUAAAUUCUAUUUUCUAUCCUGAUAAUAGUCACAAAAACGUGGUUACUAAGUCGAUAGGCCAAACGUCAGAUGGCAAGAAUUCCAGCGGUUUCUGCCCAAAAUCAAAGAAAAGGAGAAUCUUGGACAAGCCGCCAAGUUCAUCAAACAUAAGCUUUCAACAAACCAACAAUAAUUCACUGGCCACUGCUAAUUGUGUGCUGGAGGAGCCUGAUUCCGAGGCAAUAGCACAGAUGAAGGAAAUGAUAUACCGCGCAGCAGCGUUUAGGCCAGUGAAUUUCGGUGAUGAAGUGGUGGCUAAACCAAAGAGAAAGAAUGUGAAAAUCUCCAGUGAUCCUCAAACUGUGGCAGCAAGGCAACGCAGGGAAAAAAUCAGCGAAAAGAUUAGGGUUCUGCAGAGGCUUGUUCCAGGUGGAAGCAAAAUGGACACAGCAUCAAUGCUAGAUGAGGCUGCAAAUUACCUCAAGUUCUUGAGGUCACAAGUUAAAGCACUGGAAAAUCUUGGCCAAAAGGGUGAUUUUGGGAAUUCCCCAAAUGAAAGCCAUGCUUUAGCUCCAUUUUCCAUGCAGAACAGCACUAGUUUUUCCUUUCAAAACCCUAAUCCCACCGGCCACACCAAGAUUUGAUAAAGUUGUGAUCAUGGUACUGUUAAUUUAAACUUUUUUGAAUGUAUUCCAUAGAUUGAUAUCUUUCUAAAAAGUUAGUCAUUAUCACGAUCAUGUAAUCAUAAAUAUCAUGAUUUAGUUAUGUUUACCUAU
This is a messenger RNA of Daucus carota subsp. sativus, 1801 nucleotides long. Its product is annotated as transcription factor bHLH84. The record is from RefSeq and is a predicted model, not a curated record. NCBI's taxonomy places the organism in Eukaryota, Viridiplantae, Streptophyta, Magnoliopsida, Apiales, Apiaceae. Bases 482 to 1669 code for a protein of 395 amino acids. Gene Ontology annotation, biological process: regulation of DNA-templated transcription. The transcript is spliced from 3 exons. Gene Ontology annotation, molecular function: DNA-binding transcription factor activity; protein dimerization activity.